UACCCACAGUUUUGCAGGUACAGUCUUAUUUGUUCAUGGAUAUAUGUGUUUAUUACUGUUAGAGUAUUAAACUUUGCUUAUAGUCACUGAAAAUUGUUGUAUGAUGGCACCUGAGAAAAAAAAGUUGGAACGAUUUUCUUUAGUUUUCUUUGUCAGUUGUUGGCGUGGUGUGUAUGUAAACCUCUUUCGCUCUCUAAAACCUCUUUAAUGCACACAGUUUUGGCAUCCUACUGAUGAACAGUUAUUGCUUUUAGAUAAUUAUUUGCGAUCUGUUCCCUUUGAAUUGUUUUCCCAAUGGAGGUCCCAGGGGAACUUGACCCAUUGUAUUUUUAUAAAUAAAAAUUAAUUGAAAACCAAAGCUAAUAAAAUUGGUUUAAAAGUUAAUUUUUGCAGAAUCAGCGCACAUACUAGUUGUUACCAUUUACAUCAGUAAGACAUCAUUAUACUCGCAUGCAGAUUGAGAAAAAACACUGAGAACUAACAUGUAUUAUUUGUGCUAUAAAUGGCUAGGGGUUGAUGUGACUUGUAAUGUUACAAGAAUGGGAGUGUCAUGUGUUAUGUGUAUCUGACUUUCUUACACGUAAACAAAUUAUUGCGACUGUAAUGAGAAUCUACCCAAUCAUUCGUAAAAGUUUCUGGAAGCAUGGACUUGCACUGUACCAUACAUAGCUAGCUGUUCAGUAAAAUGUUUGGUUAUUGUACAUACACAGAAUUCUUUUUAAGCUCAACUGCCAUUACAAUUAGCUUGUUUACAGUAAAUGUUGACACUCUAGGAAUUAAAUUUUUUGUGUAGGAGAGUACAUGUGACGUGGCAAAACUAAAAGAAAUGUUUCCUACUGAGGAAUACUCAGUGCUUGAAGAAACCUUGAAGAGUUGAAGUGGUGAUGUAAACCAAGCUGCAGCACAGCUGGCAGGUUGCAAGGAAGGUAAACAUUUUGUUGUUAUUGUUGUUUUAAAUGACUUCAUUUUUGGUAAAUAAUAAACCAUUACUAAUGUUUGCUCUAUUUGUAGGUUAGGUGAUGAUUUUGAAGAGCUCACACCAGUAUUCCAGCCAGGACGUAACUACCAAGGUAUGCAUAAAGUGGAGAAUGCAUUGUUUUUAUUCUAGUUGAGAAAGUAUAGCAAGAGAAAGAAGUAAUGCAUCAUUAGUAUCAUUAGAUUUCUUUUAUCACCAUCAAAGGUGUUUGUCAUCAUUGAUGUUUCCAACAUAAGCACAGUUGAUGACUUGUCUCGACUACUGUUACAAAACAUUACACUUCAUGCUCUGCUAGUAAUAUUCAUAAGGCAGUGAAGUCAAAUGGCAAACAAAACUACAGAUGGCACCAUGGGUUGUGAGUAUUGGUGCUUUAAGGGUGGUGGUAAAAGCAUUGAGCACCCCCAGCUAUAGGAGCAAAACAGAACAAACAUGUACUACUUCUGUGGGUCUGUGUUUUGGACAGAAAAAAAGGUUUUGUGCUUGUUACACAUUUUUAUGCGAGUAACAUUAAUUUUUAAGAUCUCUCUGCCACAGAUACGGAACUUCCAUCAGCCCCUCCAAGUGUGCAGUUAGAUGAAGGUCCAACUUCUCAUGUGCUGAGACUAUACAAAAGAAAAAAAGAACAAGGGACAGUGUUCAUAGAAGUGAACAGAUUUCAGCUGUCACGUCUUUGA
Molecule: messenger RNA, 1650 nt
Organism: Porites lobata
Lineage: Eukaryota; Metazoa; Cnidaria; Anthozoa; Scleractinia; Poritidae
Source: the annotation of a GenBank genome assembly